AUGCUUGUGAUUGUACACCAUUUCCUGGACCCAUUACCAUACAUGGAGAUGGCCCCAUGUAUGGACGGUCGAAACAGUGUGCUAAACAUAAAUUCGCAUGUUUACAAAUCUAGUAUGGCUGCAAAGAAUAAAAAGUUCAAGAAGUUUAUCGAACUCUCAUUCAACAGUAAGGAGGAGAAGGACAACUUCAACGAGCAAUGGAAUGGCUUCCGCAAAAAGCGUCCAGAUUUGUCUACGAUUGUGCAAGUUAUGUACUAUUUCUUAUCCCUGGCUGUAAAAUGCACAGAUACUGGUAAUGAAGCUGUUCCUGAUGCCAAUUUCCACUACAACAGUUUUGUGAACAUUACCAAGGAACAAAGUAAAUGUGAACGCUUAUUUGUUACGUGUGAGUCGUCCAUCAAUUCGCUCGUUGGUGCCGUGUACAGCCUUGGUCAACGCUGCCAUUUUAGUAGAACUGCCAUCGUUACUAGAUUGGAAGAUUUUGCGAACUUUGUGGCCACAUUCACAAUUUCAAAUGGCAAGCACACAUUUUUAUGAAAGUCAUCGCCUUAUAUCGAAGGUUGGUCAAAAUUUUUCGUGAACGAGAAAAUGGCUUGUGGUGUAGUUUGUAGUGGACUUAUGUAUACUCCAUUCACCAGAUUUUUAAAUGCUACUACAUUAGGAAGCACGAACGAGCGUGUUUAUAAUGAAACAUGCAAUCGUUUAUCUACGAUUAUAUCCAACGAAGCCAAAGCGUCUAAAGAAAGAGCGAUACAAAAUAGUUUAGCAGGCAGUGGGGCGUCUGGGAUAACCAUGGAAACCGAUGCGUGUUUUUCUGCAUUCCGCAAUGCCAAGAGGAGUAUAACAUUUGGCCUUUGCAACGAAACGCAUACUGUAUUGGCAGAUAAGGUGAAAUCAACAAAUCACGAUGACAGUUCUGUCCAACGACAUGAAACGAUUGCAACAAAGGAAAUUCUAAAUGAUUUCAAACAGGAAGGAAUUAAAGUUCGUUGCAUCGUACACGAUUCUAACAAUAGCGUGAGCAAGGUCGUAAAAGACGAUUUUCCAGAAGUAAAGGAACAAAAAGACGUUUGGCAUGUGAUUAAAAAUGUUAUGUCAUCUUUCAAAAAAAUUUCGAAAGGGACAAAGAAAACUGAAAAUAUAUGUUGGCAUGGUCAGCUAUUUGAUAAAUAUGAUGGAAUUAAAAAUCACAUAUGGUACUCCAUCAUGCACUCAGGAAAUGAUGAGACUCUACUACGAGACAGUCUAGAUGCGAUCGUGUCACAUUACCAAGGAUACCACGAAAGUUGCAGGCUUACGAGCCAUUGUGUAAGAAACCCAAGAUAUGCCCCAUCUCGUGUGCUACUUACUGAUCCAAUUGCAAUUGACCUCUUAUCGAAAUUUGUCCAUGACACUUCAAUAUACAAAAAUCCGCAUCUCGUACUAGAAGGACUUAGCACAAGUUACGUUGAAGCGGCAAACAAUGCUUUGCGUUCUUUUCUGCCCAAAAGGCAUUCCUUUGGUGAUACGUCAUUUCAAGUCAGGGUUGAUUUAUUUAUUUUGCAUUGGAAUGAAAAUGUUAAUCGACCAUUCAAGAGAGCGGUUGUUCCUCAAAACGAGGGAACUCCAAGAGAAAACAGUGGGCGAAAAUAUCAAUCAAAGAAAACAUUUCAGUAUUUGGAAAAGAUUUGGAUUAGUUACCUGGAAGCAUAGAUAAAUUGUUUUUAUUCGUAAACAAACGUCCAGAGAAAAUAUAUAAAUACGUUGAACAUAGAUAAAAAUGUUUUUAUUAACUGUGAUAUAUAUGUUUGUUUGACUGGGUACUUUGUAUCUGGUUUAGAUUACAAAAAUACAAUAUUAUGUACCCAGAAAUACAUUCAAAAAUUGUAUGUAGUGUUAUAUGUUUCACAGGCACAAUAGCAGAGUCUUAUGUUUAUUUUUGGUAAUACAACUUCAAUAUUUUAUUCACAAUAUGAACAAAACCUUUUCUGAAUUGAAUAGAAAUAAAUAAUUAUAGCUUUGUCAA
Molecule: messenger RNA, 2005 nt
Organism: Owenia fusiformis
Lineage: Eukaryota; Metazoa; Annelida; Polychaeta; Sabellida; Oweniidae
Source: the annotation of a GenBank genome assembly